Messenger RNA from Haliaeetus leucocephalus (bald eagle), 996 nucleotides. RefSeq names its product family with sequence similarity 163, member B (gene FAM163B). The record is from RefSeq and is a predicted model, not a curated record. The coding region runs from base 358 to 840 and encodes 160 amino acids. The transcript has 4 exons. Lineage: Eukaryota; Metazoa; Chordata; Aves; Accipitriformes; Accipitridae.
AAACCCAGGCAGCAGCGUUAAUCCUCCACCCGGUGUUACUGGCCCCAUCUUCUGCAAAGUGCCAUGUCAAAACCCUCCUGGCGAUGUGCUAAAGCCUUUCAUUGCCAUUAGUGACCCUGGAUGCAAAGCCAGCCCUAAAGCGAGAUAAGCUGUGGUUUCCAGAACUCUGAAAGCAGCAGUGCCCGACACUUGUGGCGAGGAGCUCCGCGAAGCAGCUGCCUCCAUCGGCAGGAGACGAGGGCUGCCUGCCUGGAACAGAGACUGACUUACAGCUGGAGACUUCGGGAGACGCGGUUCUCACCUGAGAGAUCCAGCACCAUUCCCCCGUUUGAAGGCUGUUAAUGGAGAAGAGGGCGGAUGACAGCCGGGACCGUGGUCAUCACAGGUGGAAUAUUAGCGACUGUCAUUUUGCUUUGUAUCAUCGCUGUCCUCUGCUACUGUAGGCUCCAGUACUACUGCUGCAAGAAGGAUGAGUCCGAGGAGGACGAGGAGGAGCCCGACUUCGCCGUGCACUCCCACAUCCCGCCGCUCCACUGCAACCGCAACGUAGUGCUGACCAACGGCCCGUCCCUCUACGCCUCGUCCCCCUUCGGCAAAAAGCCGGCGUCGAGCCGGCCCAGCUGCCCGGGCUGCGUGCCGUACGAGCCCCCCACCUUCUUCUUGCAGGAGCCCCCCGAAGAGCUGCACAACGGGGGCGACCGGGUGAGCUACAAGACGGUGAGCCAGGAAGAUCUGGAUCUGCCGGUGAGCGUGGCCAACUUGCAGGCGCUCAACCCCAACCGGCUCUCGGCCAUGCGGGAAGCCUUCUCCCGUAGCCGCAGCAUAAGCACCGAUGUGUGAGGUGCUGGCUGCCCGCCCAGCCCGGAGCAUCACAUCACACCUCGCCGGUGCCGCCGGGGGCUUUUAACAGCAGGGAGAACUUUUUGAAAUUCAUGGAAGAGUUUUGAAAAAGAAGAAGAAGAAAAAAAAAAUGAAUGUAUUUCUACGUUCUGUAGG